Guillardia theta CCMP2712 is the source of this 621-nucleotide messenger RNA. RefSeq lists its product as hypothetical. Gene Ontology annotation, biological process: signal transduction; protein autophosphorylation. Gene Ontology annotation, molecular function: histidine phosphotransfer kinase activity; phosphorelay sensor kinase activity. The annotation marks the transcript as partial. The transcript is spliced from 3 exons. NCBI's taxonomy places the organism in Eukaryota, Cryptophyceae, Pyrenomonadales, Geminigeraceae. The record is from RefSeq and is a predicted model, not a curated record.
UCGCAGGACCUUCAGAAGGCGCAGGAAGAGUUCUUCGCUGCUGUCUCGCACGAGUUGAGGACGCCUCUCAACGGCAUCAUCGGGCUCUCCGACUCGCUGCUCCGCAUGUGCGAAACGAGCAAUCUCAACGCUCAGUCGUUCGCCAAGACUUUGAAAGUGAUCAUGUCCAGUGGUAACCGCCUGGCAAGUCUAGUCAACGACAUCCUGGACGCUGCGUCGCUGAGGAAGCAGACCCUCGUCAUGCGCCAAGAGGUCGUCGUUCUCCGAGACGUCACUGAGCAUGUGCUCGACAUCCUGGCCCCGCUGGUGAAGAAGGGAGUCUUGUUGGUGAACGAAAUCGAACCGUCUUUCCCCACUAUCGUCGCAGACUCCGGCAGAGUCUCUCAGGUCCUCACGAACCUCGUGAGCAACGCAAUCAAGUUCACAGAGAAGGGGAGCAUAAAGGUCAGAGGACGUCAGACCGGUCCCAACGAGGUCACCGUGGAGGUGCAUGACACCGGUAUCGGCAUCCCUGAAGACAAGCUGGAGACGAUUUGGGGAGCGUUCAAGCAGGUCGACAUGUCUACCACGAGGAAGUUCGGAGGGACGGGCCUCGGGCUGGCGCUUGUGCGGGAGUUGGUG